Molecule: messenger RNA, 1099 nt
Organism: Saccoglossus kowalevskii
Lineage: Eukaryota; Metazoa; Hemichordata; Enteropneusta; Harrimaniidae
Source: RefSeq, a predicted model, not a curated record
UGGUGUUGAGAGUUUACACGAUGACAUGAGUCUCUGUCCAUGGUGUAGAGCUCUAUACAGUCCUGAUGAUCACACAUUUCGACUGACAUCAAAAAGAAGAAAAUCAAGAGAUAUUGUGCAACUUGAGAAGAAACUGAGAUUGGGACGACAUUUACAGAAGUUAGAAAGAAAACGAUAUCAAAAGUUUUACAAAGAAAGUAACUGUUUGAUAUUAUCAUGCAAGAGAUGCAAGAAAUCAACAAAGUUCAAGAUGCCUACACCAAUGAGAAAAGAGACAAAGUCGUUUAUGAGUACACCAGUGCAAGAUAGAGUUCAGGCACAACAUUCAAGUAUUUCACCAAUUGGUAGUCUAUCAUGGAAUACAACGCCUAACAACAGAUCUUCCUCCAGCUUUGGCAACACAUCUACACCAUCUUCAUCAACAAAGAAAUUGAAGCAAAGACAAAAGCAUUCUAAGUUACAAGAAAUGCUGAGAACUGCCAACCAUCAACAGUCUUUCUUGAAUUCCCCACUCACAGAAUUUCUUUCGUCUGUUUAGGACUUGGUUACAGCGACUGUUGUGGGGAUAGCCACAAUCUAUUUGGGAAUGUCUACGGUCGACUCAGGAAAAUCACUCAGUCAUGAGAAUUAGUUAACCAUUCGAUAGUUUUAUUCCGAACACUAAGAGAUAACAAGAUGGUGGCACAACUAGAAAGUGACAGAUUGUAUUGACCAUUUCAACUUGUGCGUAUUGUUGCUAUGCAGUUAUUCAAGAUGUUGACCAAUGCUAACCAUUGUAUUCUUGGAUUUUGUCAACCACUUAUUGUUUCAGAUAUUAAAUUUAAAUGACUGAGAAUUAUGGGAAAAGUGACAAGAAAAUGAAAUAAAAAUACAACCUAAAGAGACAUUAUUGCUUUCACACAAGAAGUUUUGUCUCUUUAACAUAGGGGAAAUGAUUUCUUGUGUUCACUGUAUAAUAAUUCCAUUACCGGUUGUUGAACCACAUAAUUAGAGCAAUUAAUUUGUUAAUCUGUUCUAGCAAACAAUCCACCUAUAUAUAUUGUCAUCACAUACUACACUACAAUACAAUACAAUUAAUAAAACUAUAGUUACAACACUA